GUGUAGCGGCGACGACGAGAGACACACGUUUUGAGGAAUCAAAAAAAUUUUUGCUGUUUGUGAUUUGUGUCGGCUGUCCAUUGACAAAAGUUCAUCGUAACUGAACGUUCCGUCCGCAAUGGGUGGGUUUGCAUGGGUCACAUUGGCCACCAAUGACUCGUACUCCCUCGGAGCACUGGUAUUGGCGCACUCAUUGAGGCGUGUGGGGACCAAGCAUGAUCUGGCAGUACUUAUCACUCCUGGUGUCACCCAGUCAAUGAGGGAAAAAUUGUCGGCGAUUUUCACUGUGGUUCAAGAGGUCAAUGUCCUCGACUCGCGGGACGAGGCGAAUCUUGCACUGCUGGCUAGACCAGAAUUGGGAAUAACUUUCACGAAGUUACAUUGCUGGAGACUCACGCAGUACGAGAGAUGUGUCUUUGUUGAUGCAGACACUUUGGUGGUCAGAAACUGUGACGAGCUCUUCGACCGAGAGGAGCUAUCAGCAGCCCCGGACGUAGGCUGGCCAGAUUGCUUCAACUCCGGAGUAUUUGUAUUCACACCGUCCCAACAGACAUUUGCAUCAUUAACAUCAUUCGCAGCAUCCCAAGGAUCCUUCGAUGGUGGCGACCAGGGGCUACUGAACUCUUACUUCAGUGAUUGGGCUCAUAAAGACAUCUCGAAACACCUGCCCUUCAUCUACAACAUGUCUUCCACUGCGACUUACUCAUAUCUUCCGGCUUACAAACAGUUCGGAGAAGACGUCAGGAUCAUUCAUUUCAUCGGAAGCACGAAGCCCUGGCUCCAGUACUUUGACUCAUUAACUGGUGAAGUUCAACCAGCCCCAGGAAGCAAUCACCUCCAACCACUCCUUCAACUCUGGUGGAACAUCUUCUGCGAAAGUGUUCACCGCGAGUUAUCACCAGUCAUGGCCAGCACAACUUUGGCUCUACACUGGCACGAUAUCCUACUUCCUACGGCCCCAAUACCCAUUAACACGAGAUACCACGUUUUUCAUGACGCGACUGACCGAACAACUGACGAAAUCGACAUGGCUGAGCCGGAUUUCUCCGAGUUUAAGGAUCCCUGGGACAAUUUUGUACAAGAAGAUUUUCAUGGGGUUAUAGAUCAUUCCACGGCUCAUGUAGAACCGAUUCAAACGCAUCAUCAUGCAUUUGUCACUUCUGAUGAUGGGCAAAGACAUAAUCAUGAUCAUUCACUUGCUGCAAGUAUUCAGGGUCAUCAGAUUCAUGUUCAUCAUCAUGAUAGUUGUCCUAUAGUCAAUGUUCUUAGUAAUCAAACAUGUUAUUAUGAGUAUCGUGAGCCUUCAGGUAGACAAAUUAACCGUUCAGAGCAUCAAAGUCAUCAGCAAAGUCAUCAAAUUCCUCCCCCACCCGUUGAUUAUCAGCCACAUCAGUCGAAAAGUCCGCAUCAAACUCAUUAUCACAGUCAUGAAGAACACAGACAUUAUGAACAUGUGCCAAGCUCUCAUUCUCGUGAAAAUGGUCAUUUCGAUGAUUGUCGGAGUCAAAGUCAUCAGAGUUUUUCACCCAUUGACAUCCAGUCAAAUCAAACCCAAACUCAAAAUCAUAGUCACAGUCAUGAAGUGCAUAGGCAUCACGAUACUCAAUUUCAUGAAGAUCCUAGCGAUCGGUUGUCUCAUAUCACUCGUGAACACGUGCAUCAGGAAAAUAGUAGUAAGGAAAGUAGUAGUUCGUCUCAUCAUACGUCAGACAGACUGACAGAUAAUAGAGUUUCGAAAAUCGAAGUUAGUACAUCACAAUCCUAUUCCCAAACCUGUACAGAAUCCUCAAGCACAACAACGCACACAGAGAUACAUUCCGGCGAUGUUGAGAAUAGCGAUAGUGGUAUCGCUGGCGCGCUGGCGCAGCUGACACUGGGAGAAUCGAGGAGUCCGGAACAAGUGGCUCUUGAGGAACACAUGAGGAAAUACAGUUGGGAACAGGGACAGAUAGAUUACAUGGGACGCGACAGCUUCGAUAAUAUCUGGAAGAAAAUAUGUACAACGCUUGAUGCUACACCUUCGACAAAAGAGAAGACUCCAGUAAAAGAAACAACUCCCCCAGUGGAUGAUGAAAAAUCUCCCCCGCUUCCUGCCGCUACGGCCACAGCUACACCCCCAGUGAAGGGAGCCGAGGAAGCCGUACCCCAAAAACCAGACGUGAUCACCGAGUCCCCCCCCGAAAAAUUACCCCAAGAACCGACCUCUGACGUAACCCUCGAGCCCCAGCCAACGGCAGCGUCGCAGAUAACGGAAAAACAAUCGACUGAAAAGCAAGAAGAGCCAGUACCCCCAAAAGAAGACCCCAAAGAAUCAUCGACUCCGACUACUGAGCAACCUUCUUCCCCACUUGCUGAAGUGCUGCGCCUAGCCGCAGCCCCUCCCCUCCUCUCCCUCGCUUCGCCGCCCCCAGUCUUAUCACUGACGUCUUCACCCCCAGUUUUAUCGAUCAAAGAGUCUGGAGAGAAAGCCCAAUCAUUGACGACUGCAUCACCUAAACCAAAAGAAGAAGACGAAGAAAAGCCUGAAGAAUCACGAGAAACUGUCAUCCCCUUGGGCUACACCUCCCCCACGACAUUCGAGUCGACGACGUCCCUCAACCUCUCCGAAUCAGAGCAGCCCCAGGACCCCGAGGACGUCCCCGAGAGCCCAGUGCCCAUCCAAGUAGCUGAAUCCGUUCUUGAAGCCGACAUCAAGGAAUCCGUCUCAGAGCACAUCAAACCAGUGACUGAAGAAGCAAUCUCAUCCAUCUCUGCGCCCGUCCAAGAGUCUGUCUCGGCUAUUGUUGAGCCUCUGGAGGCUGCUGCACCUGUGCAGGCCCCACCAUCCCUGGAGGCAGUGCCCAGUCACCCAAAUGGCACUGGUGGGUUCGAUUCUGAUGUCAAAUCAGAUGAGGAUACUCCACUGGUUGCAGCAAGUGCAGCUGUUGCGGCACCUUUGGUGCAACCAGAGACCAUAAGCUUUACUUCGCAAGCCGAAGUAACUCCUGAGGUUGCUCCUGCUGAAAUCCCAGAGAUACCUGAAGAUUCACAAGUGCCUGAGGCUGCACCAGCAGCUGAAGAAGUUGCUGCGGCAGCAAUCGCUGCACAACCGAGUCCAGAAGUCCUCGAGCGACUCCCUGAACCCCAGGAGAAAUCUCCAGAGUCCUUGAUUCAACAACUACCGGUUGAAGAGCCUCCACAGCCUUCAGAACCCCUUGAUGUAUCCCCACCGACAGAAUCCUCAGAGGAAACCCCAGAUCCUGAGCCUGACACCCCAGAACCUUCUCCAAAGUCAACGUCACCGGAAAAAUUUCCAGUCCCAAGGACUCCAACAGUCAUCGAAGCAACGCCCCCCACGAGUCCUCAGUUCGAAUUAUCAGAAGGUCAAAGUGAAGAGGCAAAAGCCCCCAAGAAAGCCACGAAAAAACUGGUGAAAAAAAUGAGUUCGGAAGAAAAAACAGAGUCCAGUGAAGCUGACGAGGCGAAGAAGCCUGCGAAAAAAGUAGUGAAGAAAGUCGUCAAGAAACCGAAGGAGGGUGAAGAGGGCGCAGAGGGUAGUGCUUCAAUGGAGAAGCCGAAGAAAGUUGUGAGAAUCGUGAAGAAAGUGCCCAAAUGUGAGACACUGCAGACCGACGCAUCUGUCCCUGAGACACCACCACCACCAACAUCAGACACCCCAGUACCACCGAAGAGAAAAGGAAAGCCAGGGACUACAAAACCAACCAAGAAACCCGACUCCGAGCAAUGAUGAAACUGAGAUAAUGGAUAUUUUCUAAGGUUUUUUACACAAUAUUUUAAUAAUAAUACUUGUGAUGAUGGGGGGGUUUCUUGGCAGUGUUCAACUAGUCUGUGGUUUUCUUUGUGUUUUUUUAUUGUUAUCAAUCAGCCCUUCGUUACUCACGUUUAACGAAUAUUUUCUUCGGACUUUUGUUCGUAAAGAAAUGAAGGUGAAAUAUUCAUUUUACAGAAAUUAUAUCAAGUAGUUGGAGGUUCGCAGAAUAAUAUUCACUAAAAGUAAUGGAAUAAUCAUGGAAAGAAGGUCUGGGACACGUGUGUAACGAAGGAUUAAAUAAGAUAAAAUGAAUAAUUCAAAAUACGCACAAGUCAUUUCAUCACGAAAAUUCAGACUGACUAUUGCGAGAGCAAAGAGCAGUGUUACUUUUUACUAAUCGUUAAGAGUCCCAUUAUUCAGUUUCUUUUUUAAAUUUAUGUUCAGUAAUAAUGAAAUAUUCUUGUUCAAUAAGAGAUUGUUUAGCAUUCGCUUUAAUCAUCACUCUCUUGUCUGGCCAUCUUAGAUAUAUUAAUUUAUGUAAUGUAAGACUUUUAUCUCAAUCGUGUGAACUUUUUUAAUUUCUGAAAUCUUGAGCAUUAUUCGUUCACAGCAGUUUGCCAAAUCGAUUCUGUUCUAAAUUGAUAACAUAGAGUUUGUAAUGUUUUAAUACUGUUAAUGACUCAUAUUAAUUGAAUGUGAAAUUGUGAAUUGAAGGACAACGAUACAGUUGCAAGAGAAAUCCGAUUAUGAAUCAAUAAAGGGAGUUACGUACAGAAGUGAA
This is a messenger RNA of Diachasma alloeum, 4532 nucleotides long. RefSeq names its product fibrous sheath CABYR-binding protein (gene Gyg). NCBI's taxonomy places the organism in Eukaryota, Metazoa, Arthropoda, Insecta, Hymenoptera, Braconidae. The transcript is spliced from 9 exons. The coding region runs from base 119 to 3727 and encodes 1202 amino acids. Gene Ontology annotation, cellular component: cytoplasm. Gene Ontology annotation, molecular function: glycosyltransferase activity. The record is from RefSeq and is a predicted model, not a curated record.